Molecule: messenger RNA, 1443 nt
Organism: Hirundo rustica (Barn swallow)
Lineage: Eukaryota; Metazoa; Chordata; Aves; Passeriformes; Hirundinidae
Gene: RNLS
Product: renalase, FAD dependent amine oxidase
Exons: 7
Coding region: 1-1002 (333 amino acids)
Cellular component (GO): extracellular region
Molecular function (GO): oxidoreductase activity, acting on NAD(P)H
Source: RefSeq, a predicted model, not a curated record
AUGGCGCGGGUGCUGGUGGUGGGCGCGGGGCUGACGGGCGCGGCGGGCGCGGCGCUGCUGCGCGGGGCUCCGCGGGGACAAGUGGCCGUCUGGGACAAAGCGCGGGGCGCAGGGGGCCGCAUGAGCACGACCCGCGCCGACCGCGGCAGCGCCGACCUGGGCGCGCAGUUCGUCACCUGCGAGCCGGAGCUUGCGGGGCCGCGGCUCAGCUUCUACGAGGAGCUCGUGUCUCACGGCAUCCUGAAGCCACUGACCACUCCCGUGGAAGGAAUGGUGGUGAGAGAAGGCUCCCGCAAUUACGUGGCACCCCAGGGCAUCUCCUCGGUUGUCAAGUACUAUUUAGAACAGUCAGGUGCAGACGUGUCCUAUGAGCAGCACGUAACUCACAUCUCCCUGCGGGAUGGGAGGUGGGAAGUCUCCAGGAAAGCAGGGCCCCCGGAGCAGUUUGAUGUGGUGAUUCUCACCAUGCCUGUCCCCCAGAUCCUCCAGCUGCAAGGUGACAUUGUGAACAUAAUUAAUGAAAGUCAAAAGCAGCAACUGGAAUCUGUGAGCUACUCAUCCCGCUACGCCCUGGGGCUGUUUUAUGAGGCUGGGACAGGGAUUGCUGUUCCCUGGGCUGCUCAGUACAUCACUGAUAAUCCCUGCAUACGCUUCAUCUCCAUCGAUAACAAGAAGCGCAAUAUAGAGUCUCCUGAAGUUGGGCCCUCGGUCGUGGUGCACACGACUGUGACCUUUGGAAGCGAGCACCUGGACUCAGACCCUGCAGAGGUGCAGCAGGUCAUCCUCAGCCACCUGCAGAGGAUUGUGCCCUCCCUGCCUAAACCAAGCAGCAUCAAGUGCCAGAGAUGGAGAUACUCCCAGGUUGGACACCAGGAGGGAUUUCUCCAUGGAAAGGGUGCUCAGGCCUUGGCAGGGGCUGCCCAGGGAGGUUUGCAGUGCCCAUGGCUGGAGGUGUCCAAGGAAGGGCUGGAGGUGGCACUGAGUGCUCUGGGCUGGGGAUAAGGUGGGCAUCGGGCACAGCUGGGACUCCAUGGGCUGGGAGGGCUUUUCCAGCCUCAGUGAUUCCGGGAUUCUGUGAUCCCAGAAACAGGAGGUUCCCUUUCCUGUGUUGAAACAGUCUGGGAUUUUGCAAGCCCCACUUUGCUGCUGUGAGAUCACCCUCAUACCUUUUUAGAUCUCUACAGCAGGGUCAGACAAGUCGUAUCUCCUGAGACGGUCUGAGAGUAAAACAGAAGAGGCUGUAAAGUUUCCAAAUUUCCACACACAAUAAAGUUUUACUUAUGCAACUGCCAGAAAUAAGUAUUUUACUAUGGUACUUCGAUGGUUAAUGUUUGGAUCUGCCUUUUGGAUUGGGAGGCCAGGCUGGACAGGGCUUGGAGCAGCCUGGGAUAGUGGAAGGUGUCCCUGCCCAUGGAAGGGGGUGGAAUGGGAUGAGCUUUGAGG